AUGAGCAGCCAUCAACUGAAUGCCCACGUUGCCAAGAAGGUAGAGGAGUACCGAAGUAUCAUCCAAGGCACGGACAUCUACGAGCAUUGCGGGAACCGAGUGGUAGAAUCCCGAACAACCAACGGGAAGCUUGUCGCCGUGAAAAUCAAGCCGAGGGAAUGGUUCCGACGAUCUGAAGCCGCAAUGAUGCAAUACGCGUCCGAUAACGGGAUUCUUGCGCCACGGGUGUUGGGCUGCUAUAAUGUGAAACCAAACAUGACCGUAACCGUAACGGACCGGGUCCCCGGCGAGUCGCUCGACAAAGUAUGGCACACGCUGACCAAGCCCCAAAAAAGAAUCGAUUCAAUCUCAGCUUCAUCAACAGAGUUCCGGAAGCACACGCAGCCGUAUAUAGGUCGAGUGGGGAAUAAGACAACGUAUAACUUCUUCGACCGGCUACAUAAUAAUGACAUGGGACCCUUUGCCUCAGAAGAGGAGUUCGAUGAGUGGUGUUUUGCCCGUGUGAAGUUCCCUCUUCAACAAGCGUUCUGGAAACGAUACUUGCCGAAGAUGAGGAAUAAGAAACCUUCCAAGUUUGUUUUGACGCACGGUGAUCUGGCAGCGCGGAAUAUCAUGGUUCGGGAUGGUCGGAUCACUGGCAUCGUGGACUGGGAAUAUAGUGGAUUCUUCCCGGAAUAUAUGGAGUAUGCGCUAGCCACGGUUAUCCAUGAUAACAUCGAAGAAUGGUGGCUUCCCGUGUUGAAGAAGAUUCUGGAGCCGUCGGGGUAUUUACGGUCUAAAUUCAUCGCAACGAUCAAAGACCGGGGGUGGUAG
Aspergillus sclerotioniger CBS 115572 is the source of this 813-nucleotide messenger RNA. Its product is annotated as aminoglycoside phosphotransferase family protein. Gene Ontology annotation, biological process: protein phosphorylation. The record is from RefSeq and is a predicted model, not a curated record. Lineage: Eukaryota; Fungi; Ascomycota; Eurotiomycetes; Eurotiales; Aspergillaceae. Bases 1 to 813 code for a protein of 270 amino acids. The transcript is spliced from 3 exons. Gene Ontology annotation, molecular function: protein kinase activity.